This is a messenger RNA of Durusdinium trenchii, 710 nucleotides long. Lineage: Eukaryota; Dinophyceae; Suessiales; Symbiodiniaceae. The record is from the annotation of a GenBank genome assembly.
AGACCCGCUUUACGGGGAAAAGAGUUCAUUGAAGGUCUGCAGCAUGGUUGACCAAAUGUGGACCACCGGACAGUAGCGGUCCGGACAGUACAGGUUUAGCGAUCAACAAGAUUCGCCAGACCCAGAUAGCACGGGCACUUGGAACACCUUGGAACAUCUUGUGCCCUUUGGCAGCGCCAUGGGACAAUCCAUUGCAGCCUCCAGGUCUGCACCAGACGUGGAGCCGAGCAAGAAGGACCCGUGGCUCCCUCCAGGCUCCUAUGCCAUUGACCCGGCGAAGCCACAUCGGAAGCCAUCCAACUCCUGUACUCGAAUCCGUGAGGAUAUGCUGCAAUGCUACCAAGGCACGCGUUGCUACAAGGAAGGUGCAAGCUUUGAGGAGUGUUUGAACUCAAACGACCCGGAGUAUGUCACACAAGAUUGCAUUUGGUUGCGGAAGGGCUAUGCCCAGUGCCGCCGGGACCUCAUGAACAGGCACCGGAUUUGGCAGCGUGGCAAUCGUUCUGCGUAGGGCGACCACGAAAAGAGCGCGCGGCGCAACGCAGCGAGGAAAAUCGACGGAAAGAGCCCGGCAUAGCUCAGCUCUUCGUUGUGUGACUUCGAUGGAGGUCUUUCAUGGAGUCUAUUGCAGCGCACGUCUUUUGCUAGCGUUGUGCAACUUGUCUUUUUACCCAAGCUUUGUUCAAUCAGUGCCGGUGUUACAAAAGAAC